UGUAUUGAAUAUUAAGCGCUUCCUGAUUAUUACUGACCCGCUAAGCCAAUUUAAGCACCUCCACUCUGAAAGCAAUCAAUUUAAAACACCAAGUAUUUAACCAUAAUGUUGCAACCACUGCACAGAUUGUGUCGGGGACACACUCGUUACCUUAGCACCAGCCUCGCGACGCCUCAAUCAUUCAGGAAAUGGUACCAGCAGCUGUGGACAACCAAGCGAACAAAUCUGCCACCCUACAAUCACUUCACACAGGUCGGGGAUCCCGUGCUGCGAGACAAAGCGGCGGAGGUGCCGGCUGAUUAUGUGAACAGCAAGGAAAUCCAUGCAAUUAUUGAUCAAAUGGUAAAUGUGCUGCGUAAAUAUGACUGUGUUGGAAUUGCGGCGCCCCAAAUUGGUGUCUCCUUGCGGAUUAUUGCCAUGGAAUUCAAACAGGGCAUCAAAAAGGACCUUUCCGAGGCAACGUACAAAGCGCGCCAAAUGUCCGAGCUACCCUUGACUGUGAUGAUUAAUCCUCAACUGGCUGUGACCGAUUAUACCAAGCACAAACAUCCCGAGGGCUGCAUGAGUGUACGCGGCUUCUCCGCAGAAGUGGAACGCUAUGCGGCUGUCAAGCUGACCGGACUGAAUAGAGAAGGAUCUGCCACCGAACUGGAGCUGAGCGGUUGGAAUGCAAGAAUUGCACAGCAUGAAAUGGAACAUUUGGAUGGCAAGCUGUACACCGAUCACAUGGAUAGGUCAACGUUUAUGUGCACCUGCUGGGAGACUGUGAACACCAAAUCGGGACGUGUUGAAAUACCAUUUUACAAAUAAUUUAUGCAAAUAUUUAUGUUACUUUGCUAAGUCGAGGGCCAAGAAUUUGUUUAUACGAGUAGAACGGAAAUGGAAUGGUUAAUUUGUUGACAA
This is a messenger RNA of Drosophila innubila, 903 nucleotides long. Its product is annotated as peptide deformylase, mitochondrial. NCBI's taxonomy places the organism in Eukaryota, Metazoa, Arthropoda, Insecta, Diptera, Drosophilidae. The record is from RefSeq and is a predicted model, not a curated record. The coding region runs from base 106 to 810 and encodes 234 amino acids. Gene Ontology annotation, cellular component: mitochondrion. Gene Ontology annotation, molecular function: peptide deformylase activity. The transcript is spliced from 3 exons. Gene Ontology annotation, biological process: peptidyl-methionine modification; N-terminal protein amino acid modification.